Nylanderia fulva is the source of this 961-nucleotide messenger RNA. RefSeq lists its product as uncharacterized. The record is from RefSeq and is a predicted model, not a curated record. NCBI's taxonomy places the organism in Eukaryota, Metazoa, Arthropoda, Insecta, Hymenoptera, Formicidae.
CUUCCUGCGUCAUCAAGGAGCUUUUUUUCAUUUGGUGAUACUGAUGAGUAUAUGUCAGAUGUCAAAGAAAGCUCAAUUAUAUAGCUCAAUAAACUAUAGAUGGAUGUGGUAUUAUUUGAGAAGAGAUGCGGAGUAUGAAAUAUGCAAUAUAUGUAAUAUGCCAUGUACUAGUUCUCACCAUUCCAAAAUGUUUAGACAUAUCGGAUACUUACAUUCUAAUACAAUUUUAAAAAAACAGUUUAUUCCAACACAAUGGAAUAAAAUGUAAUUAUUGUUCUAAAAUUUAUAUGGCAUCCAUAAAUCUGAGUACAUAUACACAAAAUCACUUGACAAAUGAACAUAAUCUUAACGAAAAUAUAGCUAAUGAACUCAAAAUCUGGGUAAACCAGCAACUUGAUAUAAUUAAGAAAUGUGACACAUGCGAUCAAUUUAAAGAAUUCGAUAUUUUUAAUAUAAUGGUACAUUUAGUCGAAACUCAUCGUGUCAUCGUGCUUCCAAAAUUUAUACCAACAGGAUUAUUAUCACCAAGAUUAUACAAUCUUUUUCAUCGUGAUAGGAACACCGCAGAUAUUCCAACGUCUAGCAGCAAUCAGCUACCAACUUGUAACACUUUGAGACCUGACGUUAAUAAUUUUUGUUCCGAUUUAAAUGCUGAUAUGGCAGUAGAGUCUACUGAAUAUGCUUAUUAUCACCAAGAUUAUACAAUCUUUUUCAUCGUGAUACGAACACCGCAGAUAUUCCAACGUCUAGCAGCAAUCAACAAUCAAACUUGUAAUACUUUGAGAACUUACGUUGAGAAUUUUUGUUCCGAUUUAAAUGCUGAUGCAGUGGAGUCUAUUGAAGAAGGUAAUAGGACUAAUCUUAAGCGUAAUUAUUAACACUGCUUUUUCGAUUUAACAUAAAGCGAUAUAACACAAACUUAUAAAUAUAUCAAAUGUGUUGCAAACUCAUAAUUUUUUAA